AUGACAAUGGCAUCCCAAGAAAUGUCUCAAGUACACCUAUUCUUAAUGAUCGUGAGUGCUGAGUCGUCGCUUGGUGACGGUGGUCGACAGCGUGGAGAAUGCUCUGCAGUGGAACUCCUCAUUCCACCUGUGAUAAAACCAAGGGCAGACGCCCCACCUGAUACCUGUCCUCUAGGAUCGGCCUCGUCUUCGUCGAUAGUGCUGGGGCGAAGCUCUCCUUGUUUGUACUGGGCCCUCAGAAAUAGGCUUACAUGUUCUAGGCGGCUUUUAGAGUUCACAACGAUUUCUAGUAGUGCAGUUCCCGAAAAGGUGCACUCGUCCGUCAAUUAUGCCGUUCGCGUCGAAAACCUUUCGAAAAGAAAUUUUUCAGUAAAAUUGCGCCGUCAAGACUGCGAAGGUGGGGACUCAGAAGUAGGAAUGGGAAUGAAUCAGCAUGGCGAUGCCAGCUCCGUGACUACCGAUCUGAGUAUCGGCACAUACUUAAGAUUAGGUGAUUUUUUAGUGAUUGCAGACACGGUGGAGGUACACUUAGGUGCUGUAAAAGUGAUCACACGGGCACGAGAGGCCAUCAAAGAUGCGAAUGACUCUCCUUUAUGGUUAUUUAAUCCAGUUAAAAGCAAUGACGGCGUAUCACCCACGCCGCAGCCACACCUUUACCCAAUCGAGGAAUGCGUACUUACAAGGGCGUUAUCCUGGGCUAAACUCCCGCGAGGUGCGCGAAUGGAGAUUAUGCGAACUGCUUGGUGGAUGAGAAAAUCAAGUCUAGGAGUGACUUGGGCGUGCUCAAAGAGAAAAGCGAUCGUGGACGCAGAGAUUCAGCAUCACCAAGACGAGUUUCUCGUACGAGCUUCAAACUUCUCGAGUGAAAACUGCACCACAGGGGACGAUGAUGGCUUUUCCGAUGUCGACGCCGCCACACCGACCAACUCAAAGGUCAAUUCGCAGCUCGUCUUGAAAGGUGCCGCUGGGGGCGCAACCGUGGUUGGCAUGGCUACGACAGUCCCGCCACGUAUCCCCACGAGAGAACCGAAGCAGUCCGCCAACGUAGGCGAUCCCAUCGAGGGCACCCCCCACGAGGGGUUCUACGGUGCCGGGCCCGCGUGUUCUGCCGCCACGUCGGGGUCCCCUACCCAGGACGAGCCCAGCGGCCACCGGCGUGGCCACGUGGUCUGCCACCCCAGUCCGAGCCCCUCUCACGGUGUCGACCUCAACCCCCCCCCUCCCCCGGUCCACUCCUACGGGGAGACCUACGACGAGAAGCUGGACGACGCCCUGGCGGCGCUGGAGGACCGCUCCGCGGUGCUUGGCCGGAGUCACCGGCUCUUCCCGAUCCGUCCGGUGGCCCACCUCGGCCCCCUCGUCCUGGGCGAGGCUGAAGGGGAGGGUGAGACGGCGGGCCGGGCUGGGACGGCGACUCAAGGAGAGGGCGAGGCUAGGGGUGGCCCUACCCACCGCGAGGCUGUCACAGCCGGCCCUGUGACAACGCCGUCGCCGCCGCUCUCCGGGAAGAGGGGGCGGGCCACGUCAGGAGGGGGAUCCUCCCGCAGGCGGCGGGGGACAGCGAAGCGAGGGCGCACCGGGACCACCCCGCGCGCGACGACUGCCACCCCGCCUCCCCCUCUCCCACCGUACGCGAAUGGGUUUGAGGGGUACGACCGAGUGGGGGGGGCCCAUCGGGGCUUCCCCCGUCCACCCGCGGUGCGCGCCGGCGCCCCUCCAAACGCUGAUGAAUCUCAAGAAGUCUUUUUUCGACACUCCUGA
This is a messenger RNA of Phytomonas sp. EM1, 1761 nucleotides long. The record is from the annotation of a GenBank genome assembly. NCBI's taxonomy places the organism in Eukaryota, Euglenozoa, Kinetoplastea, Trypanosomatida, Trypanosomatidae.